AUGGAGAGAGAGAUGUCUGCAGAGUAUGAGCUGAAUGAGAUAGAUGCUGCAGACACCUUGCAUGGCUCUGUGGGGAGCAGGCUCUCCCUGUUUGCGAGGGAGCUCAAGUCGAGGAGAAGCAGCUGGCACAACAGCAGCGCCCUCAGGCUUCCACAAAACUUUUGCUAUGGCAGCUUCGUCAUACACCCUAAUGGAAGGUGGUACAGGAUCUGGUCGAGCGCGAUGUUCCUGUGGUCCAUCUAUUCCACCUUCUUCACCCCCUUCGAGUUCGGCUUCUUCCGGGGCCUCCCGAAGCACCUGGUGGACCUCGAGUGCGUGCAGCUCCUCUUCCUCGCCGACGUCGCCGUCCACUUCUUCCUCGCCUACAGGGACGCCCACACCUACCGGAUGGUGUACGACAAGCGCAAGAUCGCCCUGCGCUACAUCAAAGGAAGCUUCGCUCUUGACAUCCUCGGCUGCUUCCCAUGGGAUUUCAUAUACAAGGCGACGGGAAGGACGGAGGUGGCGAGGUGCCUGGUGUGGCUCCGCCUGUACAGGGCCCGCAACAUCCUGGCCUUCUUCAAGCGGAUGGAGAAGGACAUCCGCAUCAGCUACCUCUUCACGCGGAUCGUGAAGCUCAUCACCGUCGAGCUCCACUUCACGCACACCGCCGCCUGCGUCUUCUACUACCUCGCCACCACGCUGCCACCGGCGCGCGAGGGCGGCACCUGGAUCGGCAGCCUCACGCUGGGGGACACCAGGUACAUCAGCUUCAGGGAGAUGGACCUGCUCACCCGCUACGUCACCUCGCUCUACCUCGCCAUCGUCACCAUGGCCACAGUCGGCUACGGCGAUGUCCAUGCGGUGAACACGAGGGAGAUGGCCUUCACCGUGGUGUACAUCUCCUUCAGCAUCCUCCUCAGCGCGUAUCUCAUCGGCAACAUGACAGCGCUCAUCGUGAAGGGAUCGAAGACCGAGAGGUUCCGGGACAAGAUGACCGACCUCAUCAGGUAUAUGAACAGGAACAAGCUCGGCGCCGGUAUCAGGUCCCAGGUGAAGGAUCACCUGCUGCUGCAGUACGAGAGCAGCUACACCAGGGACAGAGUCGUCGACGACAUCCCGGUCGCUGUCCGAUCUAAGAUGUCCCAGACACUGUAUCUGGACAUGGUUUCAAGAGUGCACCUGUUCAAUGGAUGCUCGGAAGACUUCCUUAGCCAGAUUGUGGUAAAGUUACAUGAAGAAUUCUUCCUCCCUGGGGAGGUUAUCUUAGAGCAAGGCACUGUGGUGGAUCAAAUUUAUAUUGUGGCACACGGAUGCUUGGAAGAGGUGGCCACUGGAGAAGGUGGAUCAGAGGAGAUCAUCUCAGAGCUCCUGCCCUACGACAUCGUCGGCGACGUCUCCGUAGUCUGCAACGUUCCACAGCCACACACAGUGAGGGUCUGUGAGCUUUGUAGCCUCCUGAGAAUCGACAAGCAGUCCCUGACCAGCAUCCUGCAGAUUUACUUCAAGGAUAGCCGUCAGAUCUUGAGCAACCUACUCAAGGGGCGAGCAACCGAGCACAAGGGGAAGCAGCUGGAAUCAGAUAUCACUUACCUGAUAUCAAGGCAAGAAGCAGAGCUGGUCCUUGGAGUGAACAAUGCCGCUUACCAUGGAGAUUUGUUCCGUCUGAAAGGACUGAUCAGUGCAGGAGCAGAUCCGAGUAAACCUGAUCAUGAUGGAAGGACUGCUCUGCAUGUUGCUGCGUUAAGAGGAUAUGAAGAUAUUGUCAGGUUCCUAAUUCAGCGAGGAGCCAAUGUCAACAGCAUAGAUAAGUUUGGGAAUUCACCGCUAUUGCUAGCGCUGAAAUCAGGCCAUGAGAGGAUCACCUCUCUCCUAGUGAAGCACGGUGCAGCCCUGAACCUAGAAGAUGCCGGAGGGUACCUGUGCAGGGUCGUCACGGACGGCAAGAUCGACCUGCUCAAGAGGCUGCUCAGGUUCGGCGUCGCCCCCAACUGCAAGAACUACGAUCACAGGACGCCGCUUCACGUCGCUGCUGCCGAGGGCCUGCACCUCGUGGCCACCAUGCUCGUAGACUUCGGAGCAGACGUUCUGGCCAAAGACAGGUGGGGAAACACACCGCUGGACGAAGGGCGGAGAUGCAGCAGCAGACCACUGGUCAGGAUUCUAGAGCAGGCUGGGACUGUUGCAGUCACGCAGUGA
This is a messenger RNA of Miscanthus lutarioriparius, 2178 nucleotides long. The record is from the annotation of a GenBank genome assembly. NCBI's taxonomy places the organism in Eukaryota, Viridiplantae, Streptophyta, Magnoliopsida, Poales, Poaceae.